Spinacia oleracea (spinach) is the source of this 3068-nucleotide messenger RNA. Its product is annotated as replication protein A 70 kDa DNA-binding subunit E. Lineage: Eukaryota; Viridiplantae; Streptophyta; Magnoliopsida; Caryophyllales; Amaranthaceae. The transcript is spliced from 2 exons. The record is from RefSeq and is a predicted model, not a curated record. Gene Ontology annotation, biological process: nucleotide-excision repair; double-strand break repair via homologous recombination; telomere maintenance via telomerase. The coding region runs from base 162 to 2723 and encodes 853 amino acids. Gene Ontology annotation, cellular component: DNA replication factor A complex; nucleus. Gene Ontology annotation, molecular function: zinc ion binding; single-stranded telomeric DNA binding; damaged DNA binding.
AAAACCUCUUAACAAAAUUCACUUUGGCGCUCAUCGUCUCUUAUAUGGCGCAUUUCUCCAUUUCAACUUAAAAAUCCCCCAAAAAUUAGGGCUUCUUCCUCAAAAGCUCUUACAAAUUUCCCCAAUUUUCUCUCUCCUAGGGUUUCAGAUCCCACUUCCCAAUGGCGGUUAAUCUUACCGAAGGCGCAAUCGAAGCGAUGUGUAAUGGCGACACUGAAAUUAAACCCCUGCUACAAGUCGCCGAUAUUCGUCUCGUAAAUACUCAAAACCAGAACAGUGCUACAGAGCGGUACCGGCUUUUGUUGUCCGAUGGUGUGCAUUUGCAGCAAGGGAUGCUCGCUACGCAGCGGAAUGAACUCGUUAAAACUGGGGCGUUGCAGAAGGGUUCGGUUAUUCGGCUUAUGCAAGCCGUUUGUAAUGUCAUUCAGAAUCGGACAAUUAUAAUUAUCAUUGAGCUUGAAGUGAUACAAGUAGUGUGCCCGGCAAUUGGAGAACCAACUCAUUAUGUGAGUGGUGGUGCUAGACCCACUGCACAAGUGCCCUCUCCUGUGGGUGGUCAAACUGGGAUGAUUCCCGGGAAUGUUCAGCAUUCAAAUCUUCAUCCAUCAGUCAAUAGCUCCACUGCUAGACCUAAUGGAGCAGGGGAUGGUGUUGUACAGCAGCCGAAGCUGGAACCACGGACAGCUCAAAUGCAGUCUUAUGGCGGCCCUGUUAGCAGUUCUUAUUCUACAAAUAAUGGAUCUUCUUUGAACCCUAAACCAGUAUUUGCUGCUGGAAAUUCUACAAACACUGCCAUUUCUGGUACAUAUGGAGCCAAAACAGAGUUCUCACGUGCUCCUCCAAAUGCUGCUUAUGCACGCAAUCAGCAACCUGCCUUUCAGCAGCAGCAGCAGCAGGCCUCUUCAGUGUACAUGAAUAGGGGUCCUGUUACAAGGAAUGAGGUGAUCCCUAGAGUGGUUCCAAUUGCUGCCUUAAAUCCCUACCAAGGUCGAUGGACAAUCAAGGCAAGAGUAACAUCAAAGGGUGAACUUCGGCACUAUAACAAUACGCGUGGAGAUGGGAAAGUAUUUUCCUUUGAUCUUUUAGAUUCUGAAGGUGGAGAAAUUCGGGUUACUUGCUUUAAUAAUGUGGUUGAUCAGUUCCAUAACCUAAUUGAGGAAGGCAAAGUAUACUUGAUAUCAAAAGGGACGUUGAAACCUGCUCAGAAGAAUUUCAAUCAUCUUAAAAAUGAUUAUGAGAUCUCUUUAGACAUCACAUCUCAAGUUCAACUUUGUGUUGAAGAUGACAAUAAAAUUCCUAGGCAGCAGUUCCAUUUCCGGCCCAUCAGUGACAUCGAGGGAAUAGAGAGCAAUGGUAUUGUUGACUUGAUCGGUGUUGUUUCUUCAAUCAGUCCAUCAUCCUCAAUAAUGAGGAAGAAUGGAACUGAAACUCUGAAAAGGAGUCUUCAAUUGAAGGAUAUGUCUGGAAAAAGUGUUGAAUUGACCUUGUGGGGUAAUUUUGUUAAUGCAGAAGGUCAGACCUUGCAAAAUAUGUGUGAUUCCGGAAAUAACCCUGUUGUAGCUGUCAAAACAGCUAGAGUAUCCGAGUUCAAUGGGAAGUGUGUUGGAACUCUUUCCUCUAGUCAGUUUUUUAUAGAACCAGAUUUCCCAGAGGCUCAGAAACUGAGGGAAUGGUUUGAUAGGGAAGGAAGGAACACGCCUUCUAUUUCCAUUUCAAGAGUGACUGCAAGUUUGGGUAAGACGGAUGCACGCAAAACUUUGUCACAAAUUAAGGAUGAGAAGUUGGGGACCUCCGAAAAACCUGAUUGGAUUACAGUCCACGGUACCGUAUCAUUUGUUAAAACAGACAAUUUCUGCUAUACAGCAUGUCCGAUCCUGAUUGGGGAACGUCAAUGUAGCAAAAAGGUAACAAAUAACGGAGAUGGGAAAUGGCGGUGUGAUAGAUGUGAUCAAUCUGUUGAUGAAUGUGAGUAUAGGUAUGUUCUCCAGCUUCAAAUACAGGAUCAUACUAGCCUAACUUGGGCAACAGCAUUUCAGGAAAUUGGUGAAGAGAUUAUGGGAAUCUCUGCUAAAAACUUGUACUAUUUGAAAAACGAGGAACAAGAUGAUGAUAAGUUUACAGAAAUUACCCGCGCAGCUGUUUUCAAUAAAUACAUAUUUAAGUUGAAAGUAAAGGAGGAGACUUUCAGUGACGAGCAACGAGUUAAGUCAACUGUGGUGAAGGCAGAACGGGUUGACUUUGCUGCUGAAUGCAGGUAUCUUUUGGGAUUAAUGGAGAAAAUCAAAUUAGGUGAUGCUGCUGUCAAAUCUGAGAAUGUCACUACUAAUACUGUUUCUGGUGUGAGUUAUACUAACAACAACAUAAGCCAAUCAGGAAACCAGUAUAGUGGUGGUGGCGGCUAUGGUGGUGGUGGUGGUGGUGGCUAUGGUGGUGGUGUUACUGCUUCUGGAACACUUAUGACCUGUAGUAGUUGUGGUGGUGUUGGUCAUAAUGCAGGAAAUUGUCCUAGUAUUAUUAACAGUCAAGGAAACUUUGGAAAUAAUCAAACAGUAAAUGCUGGUAACACUAAUUCUGGACAGGUACAGUGUUACAAAUGCCAAAAGUUAGGGCAUUUUGCAAGGGAUUGUCCUGGAUUAAGUGCUGUUCCUCCAGCUUAUGGUAGUAGUAAUUUAGGUCCUGGUAGAUUUGGUGGCGGUCAAAGACAACACGUUGGAGGUUUCUAAAUUUUAAGGAAUUGGAAGAAGUUUGUACAUAAGUUUGGCGCCGGAUUUUGUGAUCUUAAUAAACCCGACACUUUGCCAUCCGCGCUUAAGGAGAUUAUCGGCACCAUGCACUGGUGUUUGCUAUGGCGUGGACGUGUGUUGUCAAUGUUCUACCCUUUUGUAGCAUAAGUAAGAGGGUUUUUUUUUUCUUUCAUUAAUUAGUUUGGCUUGAUUUAUCAAUGGAUUUUAGUUUAUGUAAGUUAGUAGUUUCUACUUUUUCUGUGUACUAUGUAUGUAACUUUCCCUUGUUAGAUUUGGUCGUUUAUACUUUAUAUAUUAGGGAAAUUUUCAUUGGUGCACUUUUCA